Molecule: messenger RNA, 810 nt
Organism: Suillus subaureus
Lineage: Eukaryota; Fungi; Basidiomycota; Agaricomycetes; Boletales; Suillaceae
Product: thioredoxin-like protein
Exons: 4
Coding region: 1-810 (269 amino acids)
Biological process (GO): protein folding
Cellular component (GO): cytoplasm
Source: RefSeq, a predicted model, not a curated record
AUGGCCGUCAAUCCGGACGAAGAUACGGAAUUCAACGAUGCCCUCCGCAAGUACGGCAUCAUCCCUCCUAAAGAAACCACUCCCCCUACCCCUUCACCUCCAAGCUCUCCAAAGCUACAACAUGUACUCGAUGACCUCACUGUAGAAGAGCUAAAAGAACUGGGCGAAGAGAUCACUGACGACGACAUAGACCGCGAUAUCGAUUUAUAUCGGAGGCAGCGAUUAGCUCGAGAACAACUGCAGCAGAAACGCGCCCGCUUUGGGAGAGUUUAUCCAAUUGGACGCGAUGAUUAUACCAGGGAGGUUACUGAGGCUAGUAAGAUCGAUGAAGAGGGUGAUGAAGAAGAGAAAGGCACCGGCGUGAUCUGCUUCUUAUACAAAGAUGGAAUUCCUCAUAGUGACAGAACUUCUGGACAUAUACAAACUCUAGCAAGUCGAUAUCCGCACUCAAAGUUCGUGUCAAUCGUGGGCAACAAAUGCAUUGCAGACCUCCCAGAUUCUCGAAUUCCCAUGUUGAUCAUAUACCGCAAGGGGGAAAUACGGAAUCAACUUAUUGCGUGGGGCGCUGAUCGUGAAAGACAGCUUGAAGAACUCGAGGCCCUUCUGAUUUUGUGUGGCGCCCUAGAUCUUCCCCGCGGGCCACUCGGUGAACGACGAGCGCCCGAUGGUGACGACUCAGAGGAAGAGGACGAUGAUACGUCUUCUCGCAUGCGGUCUGCUACCACAAGUACGAACAUUCGGGUACCCAAAAAUAUACGGGUGCAAAGCAAGAAAGACGACUCAGACUCGGAAUUUGAAUUUGACAUGUAG